AUGGCGGUGCGGCGGAAGGCCCAGGUCACUCCGGUGUACUGGGUCCCCCGCCUACGUCUUCUCACCUCCCUCAUCAUCUCCAACUCCCAAGGCUACCGCCGCUCGGCUCCUCUCCACCUACCUCUCUCCCUCCGAUCCGGAAUACCUCAAUCUCCCCCCUUAUACUCCGUACCUCCCGCCGCUAUCCUAUUAGUCGGUGUGUUGGGCACUCCAUCAAGAUACCCGCCCGGCUGCAAUGUGUGA
Penicillium canescens is the source of this 243-nucleotide messenger RNA. RefSeq lists its product as uncharacterized. The coding region runs from base 1 to 243 and encodes 80 amino acids. NCBI's taxonomy places the organism in Eukaryota, Fungi, Ascomycota, Eurotiomycetes, Eurotiales, Aspergillaceae. The record is from RefSeq and is a predicted model, not a curated record. The transcript has a single exon.